AUGUCCUUCGAGGGUAUGUCCCCAGUGACUAAGGACCCCCCCCCCCAUCAAUACCCUCUCUCUUCAGGUCUCAUCACCUUCCAGUCACCCACUCUGGAAGACCAAGACUGUAAAGCACAGGCAAGACUUCAUAAGACAGAAACCAUGUUCUGGCUGUGGAGCUGCGGGGACUUCACAGAAGGAAAUAGCAGUUCUUUAAACACUGAACAAAAGGGCUCCUGGGACUCCGAGAACUUCUGGCUUGAUCCUUCCACGAAAGGCCAGUUGGAGACCAGUGAAGAGGAGGAUGGACUCCGGACAUCACUGGACAGAUUCUAUGAAGCAUUUGCCCGUCCUCUGCCGGACUCCGGGGACCAGCUCUCUGCCCCUGUGUGUCGGUGUCUGUCUCAGGCAAUCUCUGAACUUGAGGGCCAGGAGAGCCAGAAGUACACUCUCCGCAGUUUCCAGAUGGCACGAGUUAUCUUCAGUCGGGAUGGCUGCUCCAUCCUACAGCGGCAUUCCAGGCAAACCCGCUUCUACCCUCUGGAACAAGGAGGCAACUCUUUGGAGGACGAAGAGCCCACCCCAGGACUGUCAAGAGAGAUCGUUCAUUUCCUCUUGGAGCAGAACGUAAUGAAAGACUCAUAGCUGGGGCUGGUGUGAAAGUUGGCAAUGCUGGAGGGGAAGUGCUGUAUCUUGGCCCUCAGAACCCCUGAGGGGUCUCCUGGUAGCUUCUUGCUUCCAGCCAUUAGCUACAAGCUUUGCAGGUAGAGGCCGGCACCAGGGAGCUAGUAAGCCUCUAGGUGUGCCACCCACCACUCACAUUGGCGAAGGCUGCUACUGACUCAACUAGGGUUCCUUGCCUUAGUCUGUGUUCCAGAGUGUUCUGCUGGGGUCCAGACCAGGGCUAGGACUUUGGCAGGAAAUCACUUCCUUGCUUGGUUCAUUCCUCCUCCCACUCACCUCCUGGUGUCUCUGGGGCCUUUUCUUAAUAAACCUUUAUAUCCACA
Messenger RNA from Myodes glareolus (Bank vole), 989 nucleotides. NCBI's taxonomy places the organism in Eukaryota, Metazoa, Chordata, Mammalia, Rodentia, Cricetidae. The record is from RefSeq and is a predicted model, not a curated record.